Amphiprion ocellaris (clown anemonefish) is the source of this 1526-nucleotide messenger RNA. RefSeq lists its product as uncharacterized. The transcript has 10 exons. Lineage: Eukaryota; Metazoa; Chordata; Actinopteri; Pomacentridae. The coding region runs from base 63 to 1511 and encodes 482 amino acids. Gene Ontology annotation, molecular function: protein binding. The record is from RefSeq and is a predicted model, not a curated record.
UAUUUUCCAGUCGGACUGUAUGUACUGUAUGUAUGUGGCUGAACACAAAGUGACUGCUGGAUAUGGCAGCUCUCUGGGCUCUCGCCAUCCUGCUGCUCUGUGCUGCGAACAUCGCUUUGGCUAAAUUCUGGACCCAACCACCUGCACAGUGUUUUUACACUGUGACAUCCAUCCCCUUUGGCCUCCGGAUUGACAUGAGAUUGAACUCUACUGCUGGUAACUACAGAAUAAAUCUCAUUGAAGAAGGCAGACUAAAGACUGAAACCUUCAACCUUCAGUCCUUGAAUCCAAACCCAGCACAUGAAAUCAAACACCUGAAGCCCUGCACCAAAUAUCAGUAUGAAGUUGCAUUUAUCAACAAUGAUGGCAGUGAAACCUUCUGUAACCACACUGAAGAUAAAAACGGAACAACUGAUCCAAUGAUUCCAACUGUAACAACAGAAGAAAUGCGUAAAGGUGACAUUAAAGAUGGCGGCUCCACUCCUGGAUUUAUUUCUUUCCAAAGUGAUUGGAACAUCAGCUCCUCUCUAUCAACACCAAAUAAACCUCUGCAAUGCAUCAAUAAAAGCUGCCAUCUCAAACUGGAUUUUGAGGACAUUUGCUCAGAUUUUACAGCAACCUUCACUUCAGGAAACUGUGGGAACUCCUCUAUUAAUGUCACCAAAAGCAUCACUGUUGAUUUCUUAGAUCCAAGUGAAAUAAAACCGAUUGUUUCCACUGGACUUCCUGCAACUAUCGAACCAAUGCUACCUUCAAAAUGCAAAAAUCUCUCCGUUGAUUACACCUGUUCAGAAAAUGGAAACGUCAAUGAUUCCAAGGAACCGUCUGACCUGGAGCCUUUCACAGACUACAACUGUACUGGUCUGAUUAAAGACAACAACGUCUCCUUAGAUAAAAGAACUCCACCGAUCCACGUCAGGAUCGACUGUCGUUUCACAUUAGACAUCACAAAUAGAAAGAUAACCAACACUUCCAUUGAGCUGACCUGGACAACAACCAGUGAUAACUGCCAAAAGGCCCUUCCUGGACUUCAGAAGCUUUCUUAUAACUGCAGCUGUGGGACGCAUAAAAGUACAAUUACUACAGGCAAACUGAUGCCCCGUCCUGAUGGAGGUAAAUGUAGCUUUACUGGACUCUCACCGUACACUGAACACACCUGUGACAUUGAUCCCACCUACAAAAAGGACAGAGUUGAGCACCGACGAAGAGUUUACCAAAGAACUGAUGCUGGAACACCAGAAGAUAUUAAACAUGUGACCGUGACUCUCCCAGAGAAUAAUGUGAUUACAGUAAGCUGUGACUAUAAAGGUCAUCUUUUUGGACCUCAGAAGAUACACAGAGCACGUCUUAAUAAUGAGGAAGUACAUGAGAACAAGAAUUGUGAAUUUGAAUUCAGAGAUCUGAGCUACUCUACGAGCUACACAGUGGUGGUGACUGUUUUCAAUGGAAAGCUGGAGAGCAAACCCAAGAUUAUACACAUUUCCACCAAGUGUACGUUCUGUUUUCAUUGAUGCCACCAAACAUAA